UACUUCUGAUCAUAUAUUGCAAGUUGCAACUGACAGGGUUACAUGUACUUCUGAUCAUAUAUUGCAAGUUGCAACUGACAGGGUUACAUGUACUUCUGAUCAUAUAUUGCAAGUUGCAACUGACAGGGUUACAUGUACUUCUGACUAUAUAUUGCAACUUGCAACUGACAGGGUUACAUGUACUUCUGAAUAUAUAUUGCAAGCUGCAACUGACAGGGUUACAUGUACUUCUGACUAUAUGUUGCAAUUUGUAACUGACAAGGUUACAUGUACUUCUGACUAUAAAUUGCAAGUUGCAACUGACAGGGUUACAUGUACUUCUGACUAUAUAUUGCAAGUUGCAACUGACAGGGUUACAUGUACUUCUGAAUAUAUGUUGCGAGUUGCA
Messenger RNA from Owenia fusiformis, 388 nucleotides. NCBI's taxonomy places the organism in Eukaryota, Metazoa, Annelida, Polychaeta, Sabellida, Oweniidae. The record is from the annotation of a GenBank genome assembly.